AUGGCGUGGGCCAACAGCGAUCUCUCGGUGCUUGUCCAUGCAACGACAUGGGUGAUGCUCUUUCUAUCGACUAUCUUCCUCGCCCUCCGAGUCUACAGCCGGCUUCGAAACACCGGGAUCGGGCUUCAAGCAGACGACUGGGUGCUCGUUGCGGGAUGGUUCUUCUUGCUUCUAGCGUCAGCAAACGUGUCCUGGUUGAUGGCUGUGUUUCUUAUUCGAGGAAACCUGCUGAAGAUCACUAUUGCCCGAACCCACCAUAACCUUCAAUCUGUCGCUCUAGGGCUGACAAAGACAUCGUUUGGAAUCACGCUGUUGCGGUUGAUGCCCGGGGGUUGGGAAGCAAAGCUCAUAUGGGGCGUUAUCAUUACGAUGAACCUACAAUUUGCGAUACACAUCAUUGCAACAUGGCAGGCUAUCUGCGGUGCACCAGACCAAGGACAUAUCGGAGGCGAUAGGUGCUGGCGGUUAGACCAGUCGGUAGCAUUCACUGUCUUCAGUGCAUCCGUGGCUUUAAGCAUGGGAAUCCUAGCAGGUGUUACAGGGGUUAUGAAAGCUGUUCAGGGCUACAUGCUGAUCAACGUGAGAUCUCCUGAUUAUCUAUACAACCAAGCAGUCUACUGGGUAUGGUCUAUGGCAGAGCCGAACGUCACUAUUAUCUCAGCAUCCAUACCAGUUCUCCGUGGUUUCGUUCGCCAGGUCCGGAAACGAACAGAAUCUUCGCCGGGAGCUGGAGCAUACAUCAAGACAGGGGAUACAAGCGGAAGAUUUUACAAUCGGAGUACUGUGACGGCGACAAGAGCAGAGCCGAGAGAUCAAGAUGCUUCGAGUGACAGCAGCAUACUGGUUUCGGGGCAGCAAGGAAGCAAUGCUAGUGGAAGAGGCGGUAUCACAUGGACUACUGAGGUGAGCGUUGAAUACGCACCUCGACCUCAAACCGGGAAUCACAAUGGAUCAAUGGAGACGGACAUUUCAAAGAGUGUGGGCGAGUUCGAGAUGAAGCCUAUAGAUCGCCGGAAAGGCAGCACAUAG
Colletotrichum acutatum is the source of this 1029-nucleotide messenger RNA. RefSeq lists its product as uncharacterized. The record is from RefSeq and is a predicted model, not a curated record. Bases 1 to 1029 code for a protein of 342 amino acids. Lineage: Eukaryota; Fungi; Ascomycota; Sordariomycetes; Glomerellales; Glomerellaceae. The transcript has 4 exons.